This is a messenger RNA of Pyricularia oryzae 70-15, 1406 nucleotides long. RefSeq lists its product as uncharacterized. The coding region runs from base 122 to 1216 and encodes 364 amino acids. Gene Ontology annotation, molecular function: S-adenosylmethionine-dependent methyltransferase activity. The transcript has 2 exons. Lineage: Eukaryota; Fungi; Ascomycota; Sordariomycetes; Magnaporthales; Pyriculariaceae. Gene Ontology annotation, biological process: mitochondrial respiratory chain complex I assembly. Gene Ontology annotation, cellular component: mitochondrion. The record is from RefSeq and is a predicted model, not a curated record.
GCCAAAUGUGGCUGAUGUCCAUGACGCCGUGCAACGAAAUUGAGCACUCAAGACUACUUGCUCCAAGCUUUUGCAAUAUUAAGAGCAGUUGGUGCUGCUAUGUAUUAUAUCUGGUUUUUCAAUGCCACAGAUCCUUAUAAAUGCUGCGAAGCCUCAAGUGGGGAGAAUGAGGCCGAAUCUGCAGAAGAUAUCGGCGUUUUCGAGCAACGUUCGUGUGCAAAGUUGGACGAGACGCUCAUACGCCUUUCAGGCCGCUGGCGGGCCCGUCUUUGAGGUCUUCAACAGGAGGACAAAAUGGCUACAAAAAGAGAGAGCUGCGUCAAACCCACAACUGAGCAGGCAGGCAGAUUAUCUGAAAGAUGAAGUUGCCAUCCGGUUGUGUGAACGACUAUUGGACAUCAAACGCCAAUUCCCAAAUGUGCUGGACCUGGGAGCCAAUGCCUGCAGUGUUGCCAAGGCAUUGACGCGAGAGAACCCAGAUCCGGAUCCGGCGAAUCCCAUAUCGCCUCCGAUAGCCACGCGCAUGUCCAAGCUCACGGCUGCUGAUUCCUCAAGGGCCAUGUUGUACCGGGAUGCCGAUGAGCCCUGGAACCGUGGGAUGGACAUCUCCCGCGUGGUCCUGGAUGAUGAGGAGACCCUCCCGUUUGAGCCGGCUACUUUUGAUCUAGUGCUUAGCAACCUGAGCAUGCACUGGAUCAACGACCUCCCCGGGGUCCUUGGACAGAUCAACAACGUCCUUAAGCCGGAUUCGCCCUUCAUUGGCGCCAUGCUUGGCGGUGAUACCCUGUACGAGCUUCGAACGUCUUUACAGCUGGCCGAGCAAGAACGUAGGGGAGGCGUGUCACCGCACGUCUCGCCCCUGGCCGACGUGAAAGAUGUUGGCGGGUUGUUGCAGCGCGCCGGGUUCAAGAUGUUGACGGUGGACGUGGAUGAUGUUAUUGUCGACUACCCGGACAGCUUUGCCCUGAUGCAGGAUCUGCAGGCCAUGGGCGAGGGCAACGCUGUCAUCGGGCGUGAGAUGGGCGCCAUCGGUAGGGAUGUGCUUCUUGCCAGCGAUGCAAUCUAUCGGGAGUUGCACGGAAACGAAGAUGGCAGUCUUCCUGCCACCUUCCGAAUCAUUUACAUGAUAGGCUGGCGCGAGGGCGAGGGCCAACGGCAACCUCUGCCAAGAGGCAGUGCUCAGAUAAACCUCAAGGACGUCCUUGAGACCAAAUAAUUCGAAUGCUGAUCGGUUCGAUGCACCCAAGGAGGGUGGGUCGGGGCGCGUUGAAAACAUACAUGUAUUAGUAGUAUUCCUCGCAUGAUACCCUAGCUAGCUACUGAUUUGUCGAGGACGAGCAGCUUUGCAAUCGCGCAUCUAUCGCAUGCAAUCUUGACGGUGGAUUCAUCAUAAAACGUCUAAUACA